AGAAGAUGGCGGCGUCCAGCCUGCACCGUGCUGUCCUCCGGAUUGGGAGCGGGUUCAGGUCUCCAGGAUCCUGCAGGAUCUCAGCUGGAGGCGGAUCUCACCUGAGCAGACAUCACAGCGGCUCUGUGACAUCACAGCCGGAGGCAGGAAGACGCUCGGCCUGCUGGGUAAAUAUCAGCACACAUGAGUCCAUUGGGAGAAACCUCCAGAUCACACAGGGAGGAAGAGGAGGAGGAGGAGGAGGAGGAGGAGGAGGAGGAGGAGGAGGAGGAGGAAGAGGAGGAACAGCAGGAACAGCAGGAGGAAGAGGAGGAGUACUGUGUGCAGCCCUCGCGUUCUCUCUGUUCAGGACGGAGGAAGACUACCGAGAUGAAGCUCAGAAGAAAGAAGACGACCUGAUUCUGCUGCUGAAGAGAGCAAAGCUCAGUGUGUAUCGUGGUCAGCUGGACGCUGCCUCUGGGUUCCUGCAUCAGGCCGUCGUUCUGGCUCAUCAGACCAACAACAACCAAGCGAUCAUCUACACAUACAGCCAGAUGGCGAACCUAGCGUACGUACAGGGGCAGCUGGAUAGCGCGGAGAAACUCUUCAAAGCAGCGAUGAGCUUCAUGCUGUCAGGAGGAACGCCACAGGAUGAUAAUGCCAUUAUUGAAAUGUCUCUGAAACUCGCCACCAUCUACGCUGAACAGAACAAGGUGGAGCUGGCGGAGCAUGGGUUCAGGUUCUGUACAGAGUCUCUUGAAGCCAAACUGGAGCAGCAGAAGCAGCUUCCAGCAGAGCAGCAGACAGAGGAACAGGAAGCUCUGAGGAAGAACACGCGUCUGCUGCUCGGACUUUGUUUUGACUCGCGGGCUCGAUACCGAGCAGCAACGCUGCACCUGACACAAGCUGGACAAGACUAUCAGAAGGCUCUGAACAUCUGCCGCCAGGAGCAGGGAGACACACACCCACAGACUCUGGUGCUGAUGAGCGACAUGGCCACCAUCUUGGAUCUGCAGGGUCGCCAUGACGACGCCCUGGUGCUGGUGCAGCAGGCGGUGGAUCUGAGCCGCACCGCCGGACACCCGGACCAACACGUGUUGCUAGGCAACAUGGCAGGCAUCCUGCUGCACACAGGUCGGAUGGACGAUGCGGUCCAGUUCUAUCAGGAAGCUCUGAGUCUGGCUCGGCAGGCUGGAGACCAGGAAGCUGUGGAGAACAUCCACCAGGGCCUAAAGGAGGUGAAGAAGAGGAGGAAGGAGAAAGAGAAGGAGGAGGAGAAGGAGAAGGGGAAGGAGGAGAAGGAGGAGAAGGAGGAGAGGUGAAGAAGAUUAUCUUGAUUCCUGCUGGUUCCUCCUGGUUCCUCCUGGUUCCUGCUGGUUCCUCCUGGUUCCUCAUGAUUCCUGCUGGUUCCUCCUGGUUCCUCCUGGUUCCUGCUGGUUCUUCCUGGUUCCUCCUGGUUUCUCCUGGUUCCUUCUGGUUCCUCCUGGUUCCUCCUGGUUCCUGCUUGUUCCUCCUGGUUCCUGCUGGUUCCUGUUGGUUCCUCAUGGUUCCUGCUGGUUCCUCCUGGUUCCUCAGUUAAUGUUCUGUAAUAACAGUUGUGUAUUUAAUGAGCUCAUAAAGUUCAGAUUUGUGUUGUAAAUUUUCAUUCCGUCUGUGA
Scomber japonicus (chub mackerel) is the source of this 1636-nucleotide messenger RNA. RefSeq names its product tetratricopeptide repeat domain 19 (gene ttc19). The record is from RefSeq and is a predicted model, not a curated record. The transcript has 11 exons. Bases 6 to 1301 code for a protein of 431 amino acids. Gene Ontology annotation, molecular function: protein binding. NCBI's taxonomy places the organism in Eukaryota, Metazoa, Chordata, Actinopteri, Scombriformes, Scombridae. Gene Ontology annotation, biological process: mitochondrial respiratory chain complex III assembly. Gene Ontology annotation, cellular component: mitochondrial inner membrane.